Molecule: messenger RNA, 353 nt
Organism: Galeopterus variegatus (Sunda flying lemur)
Lineage: Eukaryota; Metazoa; Chordata; Mammalia; Dermoptera; Cynocephalidae
Product: pyrin and HIN domain-containing protein 1-like
Exons: 2
Source: RefSeq, a predicted model, not a curated record
CAAUUAACCAAAAUUAUGACUCCGAAGGUAUGAAGUCCUCCCAAGAGCAGAGUCAGCUUCCACCAUCUCCAGCCAUCAGAGCACCUCUAACUGUGAACCAUCCUCAGACUUCACAGAAACUUAUACAAAGCCCAUUCAGCAGAUUUUUAAAACAGCUGUUAAGCAGAAAAAAUGACUACUUUCAGAUACAGAAAAAACUAAAACAGAAAAACUCUGACUCCAAGAGUACGAAGCUAUCCAGUGGGCAGAGUCAGCUUCCAAAAUCUUCGGUGGCCAGCACAACUGUAACUGAGAGCCAUGCCCAGACUCUUCAGAUGCCUACAACAACUCCAUGCAGCAGUUCCUUAACCAAG